Schistosoma margrebowiei is the source of this 2918-nucleotide messenger RNA. The record is from the annotation of a GenBank genome assembly. NCBI's taxonomy places the organism in Eukaryota, Metazoa, Platyhelminthes, Trematoda, Strigeidida, Schistosomatidae.
GUCGAUUAAGUCUAUUUUUUUGUGUAAGUCUAUUCAAUAUUUUACUGAGUUGUCCGCUCCUGUUUUGAAUUCGACUUUUUAUGCACAUCUAUGAAGCCUCGUACAAUGCUUCGCCCACUCAUUGUCCAUACAAUGUCAUUUCAGACUUCACACAAGCUACCUCAGAUCCAAGUCCCAUCGGUGGAUAUGUUUGUUUUAUCUGAAAUCCAGACAUUACACUAGUACUAGUGUAAUUUCUUAAGAGCUAAAAAAUUAAACGGGAUAGGGAGUUGCGUAGUUCAUUGAAUUAUGUGGUGAUGACAUCACAAAAUAACCACAAAAUCUCAAAUUGACGAUCUGAAGGUUAAAACCUCACCCUAGACCCUGAAAGUUUCAGGUUCGAUCUCUGGUGAAGUACGGGAUCUACAUUCUGAAGUCUCAUACUAGAACAAGACAUGUGUUCUGUGUUUCUUGGUUUUCACUGGCCCUCUAACUAGUACCCUCUAUGAGUAUACAAACCCAACUUAUCUGCAAUUUAUGUAAAUAUGUCAUCACGUCCUCAUUCGUACCCUUUUUUUCUAGCAUUAGUUUUUGAUGCUUUACUUUUUCACUGUUCUGAUAUGUGGCAACUGGGGUAUAUUUCAGGUGUUUUGCUGUAUCCGUCAGUAGUUGUUGGUUUGCAAUCAGUAUGAAUAGCAAGUUUUCAAUUAUAGUUAUGAGGACAAGAAAUCACAACUUAGAAAUAGUUAAAAAUAUAUAGUUAAUAGGACUGAAUAGAUAGCAUACCAAACACUAAUAAUUUGACACUUAAAUUUGCUGGUAUUGACCAAAUACCAUUUAAUAUUACCAAAAUAAAUUCACGAAACAACUGGAUAUCGCUGUUUUUGUGGAGUCUUCUUAUUUGCAUGAUCCCAUAUCAGAUGUGUUCAAUCUAAUGGAAUAUUUACCACCUAGCAAUCUUAACGCGUUGUGAUGAACAUUACUUACGUUUACCUUACGCUAUUUAUCUCUUAAUAAUUCCUGGAUGUGAUUAUCUAAACUUAUUUGACCCCUAUUAGACUUGAACGGGACAAAUAUCACUAUGCAGAUAUAUACUUCUGAAAAGCGUGGCUCCGAUACAACUGGAGACGGAACAGAAAAAGCUCCUCUAAAAACUAUUCUUCAGGCCAUCGCUAAGUUAGGUGGGAAAAUUGAUGCGGAUACGUGCAUCUGGGUUGAUGGUGUUGAAAAUGAAAUGUGGGAUCCUGUAUCUAAAUCGAAACUAAAGAAGAUGAUCAAGCAAUAUCAUAUUCAAGAAAGAAAACAGGAUAAGAUGCCAAAGGCAAAAGUUCCAUCUUCUGAAAACGGUAAUCUUAGUGAAGCAUUGGAUGUUCAACUGACUUUGGACACAAAAUUACCUGAAGCAAAACAAUGUAAAAUUCGUGAUUUACAAACAUUAUACGAUCAACGUGUACGUGUGUAUGGUUGGGUGCAUCGAAUACGUCGUCAGAGUAAAACUUUAAUGUUCAUUGUUCUUCGGGAUGGUACUGGGUUUUUGCAAUGUGUUUUUUCAAACAACCUGUGUUUAACUCAAGAUGCAAUCACGCUGUCACCAGAAUCCACUGUCGAAGUUUACGGAGUGGUAAAACAAUUGCCAUCUGGUAAGUCAGCUCCUGGUGGCAUAGAAUUAGUUGCUGAUUGUUGGACGAUGAUUGGUAAAGCGCCAGCUGGUGGUAUCGACUCUAUAUUAACUGUGGAAAGUGAUAUAGACACUCAGUUGGACAACAGACAUUUGGUUAUUCGAGGAGAAAAUACAUCGAAAGUACUCAGGCUCAUCAGCGUUGCUUUGGAAGCUUUCCGUGCACAUUACCUAGAUCGUGGUUAUGUGGAGGUUUUACCGCCGACAUUUGUUCAAACUCAAGUCGAAGGCAGUUCUACAUUGUUUUCUUUGAAUUACUUUGGUGAGAAUGCAUUCAUGUCUCAGUCGUCUCAGUUGUAUUUAGAAACAUGUAUACCUGCCGUAGGUGACUGCUACUGCAUAACCCGUAGCUAUCGAGCUGAAAAAAGUAGAACUCGGCGCCAUUUAUCUGAGUAUAAUCACGUUGAAGCGGAAUGUCCAUUUAUUGAUUUGAACGGUUUAUUAGAACGGAUUGAAGAUUUAGUUGUUGAUGUUUGUGAUCGCAUCAUGAAAAAAUCCGGUGAUCUGUUAUUAGAUGUGAACCCACAAUUUAAAAUACCUAAAAGUCCUUUUAAACGACUAAAGUACGAAGAUGCAAUUGUUCAUUUAAAUAAUUUAGGUAUUACAAAAGAAGAUCUUACACCUUUUCAAUAUGGUGAUGACAUUCCCGAGGCUCCUGAACGUCGACUUGUAGACACAAUUGGCGAACCAGUUCUGUUAACUAAUUUUCCUGCUGGAUUAAAAGUUUUCUAUAUGUUGCGAACUAAAGGUGAUCAACGGUUAACUGACUCGGUUGAUCUACUUGUCCCAGGCGUUGGUGAGUUAGUCGGUGGAUCAAUGCGUUUGGAUAAUAUUGAUGAUCUUCUCAAAGGAUAUCAGUUAGAGGGAAUAGAUCCAACUCCUUAUUACUGGUAUACAGAUCAGCGCAAAUUUGGAACUUGUUCACAUGGUGGCUAUGGAUUAGGUUUUGAACGAUUUUGUACUUGGCUUUUAGGCAAAGAUCAUAUACGAGAUGUUUGCCUAUAUCCUCGUUUCAUGGGUCGAUGUCGACCAUGAGUAAUAGUUUCACCAUAACUUCUACAUCUUAGUAUGAAUGUACUCUGUUUUUGUUCUUACAUUAUCAGUACGAAAUUUUUCCAUAUACAUAAAUAUUUGUCAACACCUUCAAUGUUCGAUAAGAUAAUUCACAGUUUGUUGCAUUUUUUUCCCCAACGAAUGAUAAAUAUAUAUCAUACUAUUACUGAGGUUUAACUUGACAGUUUCAAAUAAAUUGAGAAUUCGG